GUGGUGCGUUUGUCCAUGUCCGCUUCGUGGCGUAGUCAUUCUGCUUCUGGUCACCGACGCGUGCGGACGCAGGAUGGAAGGCUCUCUCCGAGCUGUGACAGCGGCCGACGCCGGCCGUGGUAACUCGUGCUUCUCCGUACCCAAGGACUACCGUAUUGUUCUGCCUCCUCUGCCCACCGGUGACGGACUGAAAACCACUGUCGUCCUGCACUGCGACAUUGCAGGACGGCCUUACAGGAUCGACGAUUUUCGCAAGCCCUUAAAGGACGCCAACUUAAUACAGCAGGUGAGCGGAAUCGGUGCUUACCAGAUGUCACAUGUCUGGUUGAUAAAUUUCCGGACCGAAGACGCUAAGAAGACGCUAAUUCGUGCAGGCCAUAUCACUGUUAAGGAUCGUGUGUGCCUAGUGAUUGAUCCUGAAAAACAGGAGGUGCGCGUGAAGAUUCACUGGCUGGCUUUCAACGUCACAAACGACGCUAUACGCCGCGCCUUCAUGGAAUUCGGAGAAGUCAAGGAAGUGACCAACGACAAGUGGAAGACUGCUGAUUUUGAAUCCGCCGAUUCGACAAGCAGGGUUGUGCGUCUUGUCCUCCGAGAUGGAGUAAGCCUCGAGCGCAUUCCCCAUCAGAUGCGAGUUGGAGGAGGAACGGUGCUGGUUGUUGUUCCGGGUCGUGCGCCCAUAUGCCUGAGAUGCCACACCACAGGACAUAUUCGCCGUGACUGCAGAGUUCCACGCUGCGCGGAAUGCAAGGCCUUCGGCCACGAACAAGCUGACUGCUCAAGAUCCUAUGCUCGCAUCGCUAGUCGCAGCGCCGCUUGCGACAGCGGUGAACUUUUAAUGGACGAGGAAGACGCAGAGCGGGUUGCAGCGUCUGCAGGAACGCAGGCCGGGUCUGACGGCGAAAACGCCGGAGCGUCCUCCGAAGUAGAAAGCAGCGUCCAGGAACAGUCGCUUGCGGUUGAGACCACCGUGGUGGACGAGGCCUCGCGCGGCGCAGGAGACGGUACACAGGCGAACGCUGCGGAAUCCGACAAGAGCGACGCGGGAGACGCGACGCAGGCGGACACUGCGGGGUUCGACAAGAGCGGCGCGUCUCAGGACGACGGGGGAGACGCGGCGUCGACGCAAGCCGUGAAAUGCAGUUCUGCGAACAUGGAUGUGGACGUUCCUGCUAUAAAGCGUCGCCUCGAAGACACGGUCGAUCCUGUGCGCGAGCAACGACAGCGUCAACAGGCGAAGGAAGGAAACUACGUCACCGGCAAAAAGAAAUGCGUCGCGAACACGCGGCGUUCGUCGUCGCUUCAGCGCGACGACAGAGCCAAGCUAUAG
Molecule: messenger RNA, 1330 nt
Organism: Dermacentor silvarum
Lineage: Eukaryota; Metazoa; Arthropoda; Arachnida; Ixodida; Ixodidae
Exons: 1
Coding region: 74-1330 (418 amino acids)
Molecular function (GO): zinc ion binding; nucleic acid binding
Source: RefSeq, a predicted model, not a curated record